CUGUGGCUACCCCUCAGCAGAGACAGGGAUAGGGGUAAGCUAAGCUCGUGCAGAUGCCUACAGAUGGGACAAAGAUCCCAUUAGAGCUAGAUGAGUUUGGUGGUUUGCCACAACAGAUUGUAAACGAUUUAUGGAACGUGACAGCAAGGAUCAAGUUCAAGCAUGCACUUAGUGAGUUGAAAGCUAAGUGUGCAAAAAGAAACUUUCAAGUUAAGCCUCUAGAUAUGAAUCCAGAGUUAUGGGCGAGGCUUGUUCAUUUAUGGACUAAGGACGAGAGUCAUUUGAGAAGGUCAAGUUCUGCAAGAGCUAAUCGAGCAAAAGGAUCGAGGGUGACGCAUACCAGCGGUUCAAUGGACGUUAAUGUUUAUAGAAAGAAAAUGCAACAAGCAAACCCCGAGGGUUGUCCACCGACAUUUCCUGAGGUCUACACCAAUAGAAGGCAGUAUAAAGGAAAAGGAAAAGAUCAACUACCUAUAUAUUGCAAUGAUGAGGCUCAAGAAAUUGGAAAAAAAUUGACAGCUGAAUAUGCUGCUAGGCAAGAGGAAGAAGGAUUUGACCCUACAAUAGCUCAUGGUGAGUUAUUACUUAAGGCAACUGGUGGGGUCAAGAAAGGAUGGCUGAAAGGUUUGGAUAUUCACACACAUCCAUAGAAUAUAGGUGUGAGCACAUC
Rubroshorea leprosula is the source of this 670-nucleotide messenger RNA. NCBI's taxonomy places the organism in Eukaryota, Viridiplantae, Streptophyta, Magnoliopsida, Malvales, Dipterocarpaceae. The record is from the annotation of a GenBank genome assembly.